CGCGGCCCUCCUCCCGGCCUGGUCCUCACUGGGGGCCCGGCGGCCCCGCGUCACACCCCGGGUCGGAGCGGGCCGGGGGGCUGGCCCCGGGCUGCGGCUGCGGCUGCGGCUGCGGCUGCGGCUGCGGCGGGUGGGCCGCCCCCCUCCGCCCCCGCCAGCGGGAGGACAGGGCGGCCGAGGGGCGGCGGGGGACCCCUGGGGGGUCCCAGCGGCCGCCGAGAAGUUAAAGCCAAAAAUGCCCGAAACAGAAGCCGCACAUUGGGAUGCAUCCGAGGUGGAAGAAUUAACACUGAAUCCUCCAGAAGGAAUUGUGGCAGGCCCCAUGAAUGAAGAGAACUUUUUUGAGUGGGAGGCACUGAUCAUGGGCCCAGAGGACACCUGCUUUGAGUUCGGUGUCUUUCCUGCCGUUCUCAGCUUCCCGCUGGAUUACCCAUUAAGUCCCCCAAAGAUGAGAUUUACCUGCGAGAUGUUCCAUCCCAACAUCUACCCCGAUGGCAGAGUCUGCAUUUCCAUCCUUCACGCCCCGGGCGACGACCCCAUGGGCUACGAGAGCAGCGCCGAGAGGUGGAGCCCCGUGCAGAGCGUGGAGAAGAUCCUGCUGUCGGUGGUGAGCAUGCUGGCAGAGCCCAAUGAUGAAAGUGGCGCUAACGUGGAUGCUUCCAAAAUGUGGCGGGAUGACCGGGAGCAGUUCUGCAGGGUCGCCAGGCAGCUGGCACAGAAGUCCCUGGGGCUCUGAGGCCCACCCUGGCACACACGCAGACACGGCGCCCAGCCGUGGCCAGUGUUUCUCUGCUGAACACCUAGUGACAGUGACACUCUGUGCUGGUACCAAAAGAGGCAAGCUUGCAGAACCACAGCAUCUGUUUUUUUCCCUACCUUUCCCGCUCCAAACAGGCUUCUCUUCUGAAAUUAUGAUUCAUGUAGGAUGACAGCUGGAUGCAGUUUUACCGUAUUCCUGGCAAGGCGGUUCAUAUUCCUGGCAAGGCGGUUCGGGUAGAUGGUGAAAGCCGUCCCCGCCUCCUCUCCCCGCUGGAGCGGAGCGCCCGCGGUCAGGGGCUUCCCUUUGGUCGCGGUUGGUGAGGGCGUGUGCGCGCCGCACUCCAGGGGGCUAGAACCAGUAAUGCUCCUUCUGAAGAAGCGGCCACGCAGCCAAAGCAGAGGGGGGGGGGCGGGACAGCUCUGCGGGGGCCCCGUUCCCUGUGUGUCCAGGAGGGGGACGCAGCUUCGUUCCCGUGCUUUAUAGUACUUCAUACGUGUUCUCCUUAUAAUCUCGUUACGUCUUGUUUUGUUUGUUGUGUAUCAAACUAUAGGAGUUUUCAGGAAAUAAAUGCUUUUUAAAAAUAUGGAUUAAUGAGAAAUGGGAUGCAUGAGAAAGAGAGGUUUACUGCUGGGUAUAAAGACUGACUUUCUUCCCGGUCACGUUCAGCCAAGAUUUACAGUGAUGCCCUAAUUGACUCGCACGUCACUAGGGCAGGAACACGUGAGACUGGAAGUUGUCGUUUCUUCUGGAUCCGUAGGAGUUUCUUUUCCAUCCAGACCCUGGGAGCUCAGAGGUUCUGUACCCUGUGGUGGCAGCAGGAACAGUAACUACCGAGACAGAAUUUGUUCCUUGCAGUUUUGGUGUCGGAAGGGAACGUACAGCCUUAAUGAGAGCAGAGCGCAGAGGCGUGCCUUAUCCCCGACCUUGGCAGGCCAGACCUUGGCACGGCGUGGCGUGGGGGUCUCCGGACCCCAGGACCCCCGGGCGGAGGUGGGGCACUGAGUUGUGGUCUGUGACCUCGCUGCAGCCCCGAAGCUCGCCAGCGCCAGGGGCUCCGCUAUAAGCGAUACCAGAUCUGUUGCACGCAGAGUCAAGUAUUUGGCCUGUUCCAGACAGGCUAGGUUUAAAUGGGAAUCUCUAUUUUUGAAAUAAGGGACCGUCUGUAAGACAUUCAGUAGGCUACACUCGACAUCAUCCCUUCCCUCCCUCGACGCAGGGGUCCCGUCCUGCUGAAACCUGGCCUUGUUUCUCAGUGUUGACAAGUACUGGCGGAAGGGGCCCAUCCACGCUGGGCUUCUGUGAGGAAACCAGAUUCUUCGGGGGGGGGGGGGGCAUUUCAGAUUUGACAUUCAGUACAAGAGCCUCUAUUUGGAAGGGCAUCCGGAGAGGAGAGGUUUUGCACCCGGAUAGUAUUUGUGGGCCUCCACCCGGAGGGAAGGACAGGUUGGCGGGGCACGCGGUCUGGGGACGCGGCGGGCGGGUGGGCUCGCGCGGCGUCAGCAGGGGCCGGGGCGGGGGUGGGGGCCUCCCAUGGAAUCUGGAGAAGGAAGAGGAGGCUCUUUGCAAACAAAGUAUUUUUAUUCACUUGUAUUUAUUAAACGGAAACAAAGAAGCUCAUGUUGUCCUCACUCUGCUGGAGUUUAAUUACUAUGUUAAAAAUAAAGAUAUAUUUUCCCCCUA
Molecule: messenger RNA, 2440 nt
Organism: Nyctereutes procyonoides (raccoon dog)
Lineage: Eukaryota; Metazoa; Chordata; Mammalia; Carnivora; Canidae
Gene: UBE2G2
Product: ubiquitin conjugating enzyme E2 G2
Exons: 6
Coding region: 236-736 (166 amino acids)
Cellular component (GO): endoplasmic reticulum; cytosol
Source: RefSeq, a predicted model, not a curated record